AUGGGACGCUUCGAGUGGACGCUCGACCCCGCGUUCCGCGCGUCGAACGCCGCCGCCGCCGCCGCGUCCGACGCCUCCGCCUCUUCCGCGCCCCCUCAACCCCAACCCCGCGCGCGAUGGCGGCUCGGCGCGCUCGCGACGUCCGGGACGUGGGACGCCACCGCGCCGUCCGUCUUCGAGACGCCGAUGCUCCUCUCGCGCACGCGCCGCGGCGAACAUCCGCACCUCAUGCCGGACAUCAUGGACCUCCUCCCCGCGGAGGCGCGCGCGUUCCAGGUGUCCCUCGGGCACUUCCUCGAUCGCCUCGGGCCGGACCACGUGGGGAAUCAUCCGAACGGCGGGCGCGCGUAUUUCGGCGUUCGACCGACGUGCGUCGUGCUGUCGCCGCGCGAUCCCAUCGCGUUCGAGACGAACGCGCGGAACGCCAACGACGACGGCGUCUUCGUCGCCGGGCCGGACGGGACGAAGCCGCUCACGGUGGCGGAGUACGCGCGGUGGAUCAAAGCGCUGCAGGUGGACGCGUACGUGUCGCUGCCGGACGAGCGGCCGUGCGUGGAGGUGGAGGAGGUGGAUGACGACGCCGACGCCGACGCAGCGGCGGCGGCGGCGGCGGCGGAGACGGCGAGGAAGAAAGUCGUCACCGCGGUGAAACGCACCGAGCGGUGGCUCGAGGCGUGCCUCGGCGCGGACGUCGGCGGCGCCGCGUGCUUGGCGUCCGUGCAGGGCGGGUCGGAUCUCGCGCUGCGAGCGGAAGCCGCGAGGAACGCGGCGGCGCGCGGCGACGCCGUCGCCGGGUUUUCCAUCGGCGGACUCGGGACGUUUGCCGUCGUCUCUCUCCGCCCGCCUCUCGCUUUCAAUCCCCGCCCUCGGCGCCUUUCAACAUCAACUGACGCCUUUGAACUCCACCCCGACAUCGCUUCGUACGGAACGACCCUCAGCGCGGGCGAGUCCCCGGGGCCGACGCGAGACGCGCUGAUCGCCGCGGUGAUAUCGCAACUCCCCGAGGAUAAACCGCGGCACGUCACCGGCGUGUCCACGCCCCUGGACGUCAUACGCCUCGUCGAGCUCGGCGUGGAUAUCAUGGACGGCGCGUUCGCGCAUCAGUGCACGGAGAACGGGUACGGGUUGUGUUUCCCUUUGGCGCCCAAACGCGCCGACGGCGAGAAGGAGUUCGAGCCGAUGCACGCCAUGAACGAGCACCCGGACGCGACGCGGCACUCGCAUCAGAGCGAGUUCGUGGAGGAGACGGAUAAAGACCGCGCGAUCCAGGGCGGCGACGCGUGGAAGAUUAACUUGCUGUCGCUCGCGUUUAAGCUGGACGCGCGGCCGAUUCUCCCCGGGUGCGACUGCUUCACGUGCGCCAACCACCACAGGGCGUACAUACAUCACCUGCUGCAAUGCCACGAGAUGACCGCGCAGAUACUCAUCGACGCGCACAACGCGCAUCAGUACUGCAGGUUUUUCCGCGCGAUGCGACGGGCGAUGCGGGAGGGGACGUUCGAGGCGUUCGCGGCGUUUUACCGGGACCGCGCGAGACGCGUCGCCGGCGGCGGAUGA
Messenger RNA from Micromonas pusilla CCMP1545, 1557 nucleotides. RefSeq lists its product as uncharacterized. Gene Ontology annotation, molecular function: tRNA-guanosine(34) queuine transglycosylase activity. The transcript has 3 exons. The record is from RefSeq and is a predicted model, not a curated record. The coding region runs from base 1 to 1557 and encodes 518 amino acids. NCBI's taxonomy places the organism in Eukaryota, Viridiplantae, Chlorophyta, Mamiellophyceae, Mamiellales, Mamiellaceae.